UCGCUAUUGUUCUGAAUGCGGGAAACUGUGGAUUUAAACCGCGCUACAGACGCUGGAAUUAAACACUUUAAAUGUGAAAAGCAGGAAAAACGGCUCAAGAGGGGACACGUGUAAUCUCAUCGUGUCUUCUUAUACUCAGACAACACUGGAUUUAGUUCGGGAGACCAAAAUACGGACCAGAUUAGGAAAUUAAGGAUGAAGAAGAAUAAAUAUUCGAAGCGGGCGUUGCAGGACUCUAGCCAGCAGCCUGCCCAGCCCGACAAAGUGGGAUGGAUCCGCAAGUUUUGUGGCAAAAGCCUUUUCAGAGAGAUCUGGAAAAACAGAUACGUGGUGCUGAAGGGAGACAAACUCUACAUCUCUGAUAAAGAGGUGAAGGAUGAGAAAAAAAUCCAGGAGGUGGUGGACCUUACAGACUAUGAGAGAUCAGAAGAACUUCGCAAGGCGAAAAGCCGGACCAAGAAAAACCACAGCAAGUUCACCCUAGUUUGCACCCACCAACCUGGCAACCCAGUUCCAAAUUUGGUAUUCCUGGCUGUCAGUCCAGAGGAGAAGGAGUCAUGGAUAAAUGCCUUAAACAUAGCCAUCACAAGAGGCAAGAACAGCGUCCUGGAUGAGGUUACAGUGGAAGAGCAGAGCUUUUUGGCUCAUCCCACGCGGGACCGAGUUAAAAUCCCACACACACGACGACUUCCCACCCGUGGGCACCUCAUGGCUGUGGCCUCGACAUCCACAGAUGGUAUGCUGACCCUCGACCUCAUUCAGGAAGAGGACACACCAUCCUCUGAAGCACAAAACAGCUCUAAAGUGGACAGCUGCAAACUUCAGCCUUACACUGACCCGACAGUCAAAUCUCAAAGUCUGCCACGGAAAAGUGAGAAUUCCUGGAAUUGGAAUGAGAGCCAAACACCAACGCCCAAAGCUGGGAAAAAGCUCAGAGGCUCAGAGAAGAGCCGCUGCGCCUCCAUGGACGAAAUCCUCGCUCAUUCAGAGACAAAGAGAUCAAUCCCACAUUGUUGUAACUCAGCCCCUGCACAUUCUAUCAACCAGCUACAGCAGCUCAUCUCACUGAAGUUGGAGAAAACUCAGGAGCUGCUAAGCGAGGCACGUGGUCAUGGUCAGGGAUGCGGGGCAGACUUUGCGUCUGGAAAAAAAGAUGCGGAACGGCUGCUGGAGGAAGCAGCCAGCGCUUGGGGGCAGGCCAGGGAUGUGCUGGAGGAGGUGAAGGAACUGAAAGUGCUGUGUAAGCAGCUGCAAGAGACAUCCUCUCCCACUGACAGGCUGAAAAGCCCACAGCAAAAUCAAUACAGAAAAAGCAUGAUGUGAGGAUGUGCAGGAGAAAUGAGGCAGUUGAAUCACUAGGGGCUAAACAUUCUUCCUUCAGUUUGUCAAAGG
Trichomycterus rosablanca is the source of this 1392-nucleotide messenger RNA. It is a transcript of the gene plekho1b, whose product is annotated as pleckstrin homology domain containing, family O member 1b. The transcript is spliced from 6 exons. Gene Ontology annotation, biological process: regulation of myoblast fusion. The record is from RefSeq and is a predicted model, not a curated record. NCBI's taxonomy places the organism in Eukaryota, Metazoa, Chordata, Actinopteri, Siluriformes, Trichomycteridae. Bases 196 to 1323 code for a protein of 375 amino acids. Gene Ontology annotation, cellular component: muscle cell projection membrane; ruffle membrane.